AUGAACGCCUUCAUGGUGUGGUCCCGCGGGCAGCGGCGCAAGAUGGCCUUGGAGAACCCCAAGAUGCACAACUCUGAGAUCAGCAAGCGCUUGGGCGCCGACUGGAAACUGCUGACCGACGCCGAGAAGCGGCCGUUCAUCGACGAGGCUAAGCGACUGCGCGCUGUGCACAUGAAAGAGUACCCGGACUAUAAGUACCGGCCGCGCCGCAAGACCAAGACUUUGCUCAAGAAGGACAAGCAUCAGCCAGGUAAAACACAUUUUAUUUCAACAAUAAAAGUUUCUAAGUCUUCAUGUCAAGAGAUGCUGCAGAGGUUUGCUGUUAGUCAUGGAGUGAGUGAAUGGGAGAAACUGUACUCGUACUCGCGGGUGAAGCUGACCUGA
Messenger RNA from Myotis davidii, 384 nucleotides. RefSeq names its product transcription factor SOX-3. Gene Ontology annotation, biological process: negative regulation of transcription by RNA polymerase II; cell differentiation; positive regulation of transcription by RNA polymerase II. The coding region runs from base 1 to 384 and encodes 127 amino acids. NCBI's taxonomy places the organism in Eukaryota, Metazoa, Chordata, Mammalia, Chiroptera, Vespertilionidae. Gene Ontology annotation, molecular function: DNA-binding transcription factor activity, RNA polymerase II-specific; RNA polymerase II cis-regulatory region sequence-specific DNA binding. The record is from RefSeq and is a predicted model, not a curated record. The transcript has 3 exons.